Merops nubicus (carmine bee-eater) is the source of this 520-nucleotide messenger RNA. RefSeq names its product ST3 beta-galactoside alpha-2,3-sialyltransferase 2 (gene ST3GAL2). NCBI's taxonomy places the organism in Eukaryota, Metazoa, Chordata, Aves, Coraciiformes, Meropidae. The transcript is spliced from 4 exons. Gene Ontology annotation, molecular function: beta-galactoside (CMP) alpha-2,3-sialyltransferase activity. The record is from RefSeq and is a predicted model, not a curated record. The annotation marks the transcript as partial.
GAUGAACCAGGCCCCCACGGUGGGUUUUGAGGGCGAUGUGGGCAGUCGGACCACGCACCACUUCAUGUAUCCCGAGAGUGCCAAGAACCUGCCCGCCAACGUCAGCUUUGUGCUGGUGCCCUUCAAAACCCUGGACCUGCUCUGGAUCGCCAGUGCCCUCUCCACCGGCCAAAUCAGGUUCACGUACGCGCCUGUGAAGCCUUUUCUGCGGGUGGACAAAGAAAAGGUGCAGAUCUACAACCCUGCCUUCUUCAAGUACAUCCACGACCGCUGGACAGAGCACCACGGGCGCUACCCCUCCACCGGCAUGCUGGUGCUCUUCUUUGCCCUCCACGUCUGUGACGAGGUCAACGUCUUGGGCUUCGGUGCCGACAGCCGGGGCAACUGGCACCACUACUGGGAGAACAACCGCUACGCCGGGGAGUUCAGGAAGACGGGGGUGCACGACGCCGACUUCGAGGCGCACGUCAUCGACAUGCUGGCCAAAACCAGCAAGAUCGAGGUUUACCGGGGGAACUGA